AUGUCAGGUUGUGAAGACAAUGAUGAGAUACUUGGAGAUGCAGCUUGUGGAAAGAAAAGAUCAGCCACUGAGAUAUCGAGCACUGACCUUCCUCCGUUACCAAAGAAGAGGCAAGCUCAUAGGGCAUUGGUGUGGCAACACUUCAUUCAAAAGGAAGAUAACUGGAGCCUCUGCAACUGUCGGUACUGUGGUCAGGAGAUCGGAUGCGAUACUAAAAAGAGUGUAACUAGCGCAAUGAAGAAUCAUAUUAACCGGUGUAAGUUGUUCCAAACUUUUGAGGCAAGUGGUGGUCAGGAGGGUUUAGGAACUGAUAGUGGUGGUGUAGUUACUGCGGUGAAGUAUGAUGCUGGAUUGUUUAGGAGAUCUGUGAAUGAGAUGAUUGUGCUGAAUGAGCUGCCGUUUUCUUUUGUGGAGUCAGAGGGGUUUAGGAGGUUAUGUCACAAUGUAUUGCCCAUGUAUACGGUUCACUGCAGAAAAACAGCAACAGAAGAUAUAUUUGGCAUGUUUAUGAAGGAGAAAGCGAGUUUGAAGCACUUAUUUUGCUUUGAGCAGAACAGAGUCUCCUUAACCACUGACAUUUGGACCACUCCUACAACAUCCUACAGCUACAUGAUCACAAAGACCAUUGCUGAGCAUCUGAGUCAAUGUCUAGUGGAUUGGGGAAUUGUGAAGGUGUUCACAGUGACAGUGGACAAUGCUAAAGGAAAUGACAAGGCAUUGCGUCUGUUCACUGAAGCUUGUAGAGAACUAGGACCUAAUGCGCUAAUCAAGGAUGGUACAUUGCUACACAUGCGUUGUUGUGCGCAUGUACUGAACUUGAUUGUCAUGGAUGGUCUAGCUGAGGUGAAAGAGAGUGUAAUGGCUAUUAGGAAUGCUGUCAAGUACGUUAGAUCAUCUGGUACACGGCUUCAGUCCUUUCAGCUGAGGGUUCUUAAUGGAAAGGUUAGUAGAGGGAGCUUGUCUCUGGAUUGUGUCACACGCUGGAACUCUACAUAUCUUAUGUUGUCGGCUGCAUUGGAAUUCCGAGUUGCAUUUGGGAAGCUAUUGGCCGAAGACAUGUUGUACAAUGAGUACUUCAAGGAGUCUGAAGAGAAUGGACAGAAAAGGAUUGGGCCUCCAACUUCUCAGGGAUGGGAUGAAGUGCAUAGGUUAGUCAAGUUUCUUAAACUCUUUUUCGGAAGCACUUUGGCAUUUAAAGCAUCAAAGUCAGUGACCUCCACUAGUUGUUACAAUGAAAUUGUGAUCAUUGAGAGGAACUUGAUAGCUUUGAGAAACAACAGAGAUGAUCUUCUACGGAUUCAAGCAACAUAA
Messenger RNA from Brassica oleracea var. oleracea, 1311 nucleotides. RefSeq names its product zinc finger BED domain-containing protein RICESLEEPER 2-like. The transcript is spliced from 2 exons. The coding region runs from base 1 to 1311 and encodes 436 amino acids. The record is from RefSeq and is a predicted model, not a curated record. Gene Ontology annotation, molecular function: DNA binding. NCBI's taxonomy places the organism in Eukaryota, Viridiplantae, Streptophyta, Magnoliopsida, Brassicales, Brassicaceae.